UCGUGGCGUGCGGGUGCUGUUGGUAAAAACGCGCGCGAAUUCACCAACCAAAAUAAGAAUAAAAGACAAGAAAAUAUACAAUUGUGUGUGUGUGUGUGUUUUUUUUUUUUUUGAAGAAAGAAGCAUACUUGCAACACGCACACAAACACACACACAUACAGUGAAACUCAAGUGGCUUGAGGCUAAUAAAAUGAAAGAGUGUUUAUAAUGGAAAUUAGUGGCGGAAAAAUUAAUGUAAAUUUGUGAAGAAAAGUGAAAAAUGUUAAAAUAUUUUGAGAAAAGUAGCAAGGAAAAUUACAUGAGCAGCAUAAGAAAAUUAAAAUGUUGAGCUGUUUUGCUACUUCAUGCAUAAAUUGUGCAAAUGAAAAAUGCAGGCACAUGUCGCGUACCAGCAUUAGACAUGAGACAUCAGGCAACAACGCAGCGCCAUGCUGGGAUGCCAAGAAGCGCAAUUUUUUUAUACUUUAAAUGAGAUAAAGUGGCGCAAUUUAGUGAAUACGCGCACCGCGUUAGAAUAAGAAACAACCAACGGGCGUAGUAAAUACGAACAUAUAAUUUGUAACAUUACCACAAAGACCGUGUCGCGCGCUACGUCUAUAAGCUCCAUAUUAUUCAAAAAGCAAAGUGUUUUGACGCGCGCCCGCUGUCUAACGUGUAUGCGUGCGUGCGUGCGUGGGUGGGACUGUAGUUAUUUGCUGUUGUGGUUACUAUGCACGUUACACAUGCUGCACGGGAUGGGUGUCAAACUUUAAGCAAAACCAGCAGCAGCAACGCCGUCAACGACGAACAGGAAAACUGUCAAAGCGUACAGUUCGCCUACAAUCAGAGCGCCAAUAAAACGACAGCCAUUUGCCUUCAGAAGAAGCCAAGCAAUAACGACGCCAAUCGUGCUAAAAAUAGUGCAAACAACAGCAACAAAGUGUACAUCAAUAUUGCGCAACCCUGCAAGAGGACGAGCAGUGAGAGCUGCAGUGCACAGAAACAGCAGCAACCACUUGGCAUUUUACGUCACAACUGCUGUCACAUACACCAACGUCGGCGCAACGACAAUCAUCCACAUUUUGCGAUUGAUAACCUAGAAAGGCAUCGGCUAGCCGACAUCGACGCAGUUGGAGGCAGCGCCAGCAGCAGCAACAAUAUUUGACGUACGCGACACGUAAUCGACAGCUGCCACAAACAGAACAACGCAAGCGACGAGCAAAUCGACGACGCGGCAAGUUCCAAUUUGCGUCAACUUAUAGAGCAGCAGCGUGAACAGCCACACCGACUGCCACACUUAACACCCAUUUCGCCCGUGCACCUUACUUCCUGCCCCACUUCAUCCUCCUCUACAUCCCACAGUUCCUCUUCAACAUCCUGCAGUCAAUGCACUAUCGUCUUUAAGGCACUACCGCCCUUGCCGUACACAACAACAUCGUCGCAGAAUAUACGCGCCUCGUCAGCGUCAUCACCACCGCCAGUGCCGCCGAUACGUUCGUCAUCAUUAUCGCACUGUUGUCCUUUGUCGUCGUCGGUACAGUGGCAGUCAUAUCCGCGCGCUAUAUCACUGACGCUGUCGGUGUCGCCAGUCGCAAGUCAUGUUAGCAGCAGUCGUAGUUGUCCACGGCUCGCAACGACUCAGACAGCAGGUACGGCAAAAGCUUACACACAAUCGACAUUCACGACGUCGUCUUACAGCAACCGUGAACAGGUUGGUAGUUACAGAAGUUGCAUUUUGUGCGAUAAAAACAACGAUAGCGAAGAAGACGACAACGAAGACGAAGAUAGUGCCGAAGAAGAACACGAGGAAAACGCAAGGACCGCUAGCAAUUCUAGCAUUGGCAUAAUGGUCUUAAGUACCGAAUGGUCUCAGGUAGAAGUAAUCGAUUUGGUUAACGAUGGCAAUGGUUUAGGCUUUAUAUUGGUGGGUGGACGCAGUACUGGUGUUGUUAUUAAAGCUUUAACUCCAGGCGGCGUUGCCGAACGUGAUGGUCGUUUGCAAUGCGGCGAUCAUUUGCUGCAAAUUGGCGAUGUGAACUUGCGUGGCUUCAGUUCCGAGCAAGUAGCAACGGUUCUUCGUCAGACUGGAGCUCAGGUUCGAUUGAUUGUUGCGAGGCCGGUGGAGCCGACAGCCAUCGAUUUACAAACGUUGGCCAGUCAUGCGCCAAUUAUUCCAACUAAGCUCCUCUCCGACCCAGAAGAACUGUCACGGCAUCUCUUUCAAAAUCCAAGCUUUGCUACUAGUGCUACAAGCGUUGGCGGUGGCGGCGACGGCGGCACCGUCAACGUCAACGUCGGCGUCAGUGUCGGUGGCUGCUUCCUGCCAACGCCGGAUACUGAACUAGCCGAUUUGCCACUGCCACCUAUACCAAGUGAUUUACAGUUGUCUGCGUCGGCUGCAGCGGCGCGCAUGUGUCCCAGGGAUUUGGAUAUUGUACCAUUUUCGAUUGUGUCACCGUCACCGCCGCCUCUACUGCCCUCGAUGUCUCCGACAAACGCGACAGCAAUGCACGUUAGUAAGUCGGUUUUAGCGAGCUCACUGCAGCAGCAGCUUGAGCUCAUCACCACCACCACCUCUACCACCACCAACACCACUACCACCACCACUAUCAGCACCACCAUCAUUAAUAACUCGAAAACCAUUCAGUUGGAACAUACUGAGACUGUGAUAGCUGGCGCCGAUGCCGGCACCUCAACGACCGUGCCGGACGCAGCGCAUAUUGACGCCGAUCGCUGCUCAACGGCUUCAUCGACAUACAUCGAUUCACCUGAAACGGAGACUUACGUGGUGGAACUGCAUAAAAAUGUCUACGGCCUUGGCAUAACUGUGGCCGGUUAUGUUUGUGAGGAGGAAGAUCUUUCGGGUAUAUUCGUGAAGAGUAUCAUCGAAGGUAGCGCCGCUGAGGUGAGUGGGCGCAUACAGAUUAACGAUCGCAUUGUGGCGGUGGAUGGGCGUUCGCUGGCGGGUGUGACCAAUCAUCAAGCGGUAGAGAUACUACGCAACACCGACAUCGAAGUCCACCUCACACUGGAACGUUUCCUGCGAGGACGUAAAUAUGAACACCUGCAAAAUGCACUCACAGAAUUGAAGGGAGACACGCAAUCACAAAGUUCACUGCCCGCAUCACCUUCGAUUGCCACACUUUCGUGGUUGCCACCGCGCUCGGAUGCCGAUUCCGUGGCCACUGAAGGUGGCAUCAUAAUGAUGGAGUUUACCGACUUUCCAUCACGCGAGACGGUCGACUCGAACAUGUCCUAUAUGCUGGAUCGCAGCGACCACAGCGGUAUUAGUAGUUCCAAAUGUCACAAGACGCCAACAACGCCCGACAAAAAGCACAUCACUAACGGUAAAUCAACGCAUAUCAAUGGUGCUAACGUCGAUGGAAACGAUAACAGCGAUGAUCAGGAUUCGGCAACGCUAGAGGACCAAACGCCAGCGAAAGAGUCGCAAACGCCUAAACUAGCGCAACAGGGCGGCAGUCAGUUAAACGGCAGUCGCAAGAAGUCGGUCAUAUCAGUGGCUGCGACAGCAACAGCAGUAACAACAACAACAGCUGCCGCAACCACAUCUAAAACGGCGAUGACGGUGACCACUACAGUAACAACGGUGCCUGCGGAAACAACGACAACAACUACGAUAGCGUCUACUACAACUGCGCCUACGAAGCCAACCGGCAAGUCUGCCUCAACAACUCAAGCCCCCCCAAGCAAUUUGGAGACACUGAAGCUGACCUGGAAAAGUGAGUUUCCUGAAAGUGAAAUUAUUGUAGCCGAAAUAAAUAAACUUUCAGGUCUAGGAAUCAGCCUGGAGGGCACCGUGGAUGUCGAAGGCGGCAUUGAAAAGCGCCCACAUCACUAUAUACGCGCCAUACUGGAAGAUGGACCUGUCGGCCGUCAAGGCAUACUCAAACCGGGUGACGAACUACUGCAAGUGAACGAGUAUAAAUUACAAGGACUCAAGCACACCGAAGUUGUUAAAAUACUCAAAGAACUGCCAACACAUGUGAAGCUGAUAUGUGCGCGUGGUCCCACCGCACCAUCCGUAAUAAAUACAUCACAAAAUCCCGAAGCAUUCGAAACACGCUCGCUGCUACCCGGCGGUCAUCAGAGUUUACAGAAUUUACUAACGACAAAAGCGCAAUCGGAAAGUUCACUCUAUACAUCGAGCACUGCCACGCUAACCGACCAGCAACGAUCCAAAUCGUUGGAGAACGUUUCAGGUUUGGCGCUAUGGAGUAGCGAUAUCACCACAAUAGAAAUUGAAAAAACCGAAUUUGGUUUCGGUUUCUCCGUACUGGACUACCAAGACCCGUUGGAUGCUGAAGGUACGGUGAUUGUGAUACGUGGUCUGAUACGCGGUGGUGCCGCCGAAGCAACUAAUGAGAUAUUCCCCGGCGAUCGGUUGGUCAGCGUCGGUGAGCACACCUUGCAAGGCAUCGACCUGGACAAGGCAGUGGAGAUACUCAAGGGCAUGCCAGUGGGGAGAACUAAAUUGGGCAUUUGUCGACCACUCUCAACAUCGGACAGCAAUAUAGCAUCGCCAGCUGAGGAGGGCGACUCGCCGAGCACAUAGUUUUUAAGGAACUUUUACUAUUUCAUCGCAUUUUCGCAAAUUUAAGUCACGACGCUGCCAUGCGCCCGGAUGAGUUCACUUCACUUGACGAUUGUACCAGUCUACAGACAUCUAUACACACAUACAUAUAUAUGCCGAACAGUAAGCAUUUUCACAUCUCGCAUCGCCUGGCGCAAGUAGCUCCAAUUGCUGAAUAUGAUGCGAAUUGUGGCGUUGGCUGGACACGGGCGUUGGGACGUUGGUACAGCAGUGAGACGAGGGUUGCAGGCGCACGCUGCUGAGAAACGAGAACGCGGUGGAAGGGCCUGUGAAGUGCUGUAAAUAUUUUGUUAGUGCAAGAAAUUACUUAACAAAAUUACUUAGUCUGUAUUUGUAAGAUGUAAGAUUUAGUGCGCUAAGUAAUUAGUUGUUAGCGAAUUUGCGAAUAAAUAAAUAAAUAAUUGCAACGGUAACCAUGUAGUAUAGCGCAUGUAUAGGGUUAAACAAAUUGAAAGAAAAAAAAACUAUAGAAAACCAUUCAUCAUUUUUGUAAUUUCUUAAGAAAAAUGCCAUGUAAGCAGUGUUAGCGAAGUGAUGGAACUCUAAUUGAAACAUAAAUACAUAGAUAUUUUCUCUACUAAUUGGUUUAUUUCAGUAGAAAUUAUUUUUCAAAAAUAU
Ceratitis capitata (Mediterranean fruit fly) is the source of this 5209-nucleotide messenger RNA. RefSeq names its product patj homolog. The coding region runs from base 1826 to 4552 and encodes 908 amino acids. The record is from RefSeq and is a predicted model, not a curated record. Gene Ontology annotation, molecular function: protein binding. The transcript has 3 exons. NCBI's taxonomy places the organism in Eukaryota, Metazoa, Arthropoda, Insecta, Diptera, Tephritidae.